Messenger RNA from Thamnophis sirtalis, 3303 nucleotides. RefSeq names its product glucosaminyl (N-acetyl) transferase 1 (gene GCNT1). The record is from RefSeq and is a predicted model, not a curated record. Gene Ontology annotation, cellular component: membrane. Gene Ontology annotation, molecular function: beta-1,3-galactosyl-O-glycosyl-glycoprotein beta-1,6-N-acetylglucosaminyltransferase activity. Lineage: Eukaryota; Metazoa; Chordata; Lepidosauria; Squamata; Natricidae.
GUGUCCCCACCUUUGAAAAUUACAUUGCCGACUCCUAAGGCACAUGAAUGAAUUAUUCAUAUUAACUGGUACUUGCAUUUAAGACCAAUUAAUGUUCAAUGCAAUAUUCAGUGCAACACUCAUUAAAGCAGAAUGGGCAGAAGGCGAUUAAUACGCUCUUUCGGUGAUGUCCAAGUCUUUGGAAGUCAGGUUAGUUGCUAAAUUCUAGCAUCAAAAAUUGACCAAAGUCUUUAACUCAGUCUGGUAGAUCAUAUUUCUCAACGAAUUUGCUCCAGAGAAACAUAAUUUCUUUUUUAAGUUGAGUUGCUUCUUACUUAUCAAUGAUUCUACUUGGGAUAUAAUAGAACAGCUCCAGCUUUUAAUAGAUGCUUUCUUUAUCUAUUUAUUAAAUAGGUAGAGUACUGUAUAUAUGUACUAAAUAUCUCACUACAAGUAACUACUACAUGGGUUGCAGUUCUGUACAUAGUGAUUUGUGCUCAAAUGCUAUUAUACUAAUUAAAGCAGGAUAUAUAUACAUCAUCACUGACCAUGUAACGCAAGGUAUGUUACAUAUAGAUCUAGACUUCAAAGUUAACUGAUAAAUAUGUCACUUUAUAAAUUAACCUCCUCUUCAUAAUAAUUCAGGGUCUUUUCAGAUUUAGUUGAGAUAAUUUUUCUGUGUUGGGAUACUGUUAUGAUACUUUCAAACAUUUUGAAGGAGUUUUUUUUAACCAACUUACUAGUCAAGGAUACUGGGAGUAUUAACUCUGAGAGACAGUGUAGAAUGGCAGGGCCUGGCAUGCUAUAAGGUCCAUGGGGUUGCAAAGAGUUAGACACAACUUAGUGAAUGAACAACAAGUCAAUGAUACGUACAAUAUCAUUCAUUUUUUUAACCAAAUUAAUUGUUGCAUUUCUGCUAAAAGUUGCUUGAAAUAUUAUCUCUUUAUUAUUCACUUAUUUUUAUUAACUUGAUUCGUAAGGAAGGUAUGUGUGUUAAAAGUAUAAAUCUUUCUGCAUUAAGAAGUGAUGCUAGUGUUGAGAGAGUUGCACUAGGGAGAUCAGAUGCCAACUGUUUAGGAGAGCCUUGAUAAACCUGCGAAUUCUAGGAAGGGUAAUGCCUGUUACUAUCAUUACACAAUUACUUUGCCUCCCAUAGAAGCUGUGCUCUUGAAAGACACCGUGCACCUGGAUCAUGACAUCUAUUCAAAAGAUAGUUUUAGACUUUGCUGAAUCUCUUCCAGACCUCGGAAGCCUGGCAUUUCUCCAAGUUCCUAGACCUAAACUAUGAUUGAAUGCUUGCCUGUGAACGCCUAAAGAUGUAGCUGCAAGACAGGGUAUAUAACUUUUUUGGAAAAAAAAACUAUCAAGAGACACAUGCCAUCAGGAAUAAUCUGCUGAGAAAUAUCGUCCAACAGUUGGAAGGAGUAAAGUGAGAAAUGGAUCAGCAGAACAAGACAAGCUGUGUGCCACAGGUCUGCAAUUGAUGGCUUGAAAGGAACCUAUGAAAGAGAAAUGCGAAGAGAACUGCGCAUGACUGGAACUUAAUCAUGUGUACAGAGAAAGUCCCUUAAAUGUUUGAAAGGUUCCAAAUGUUGUCUGAAAUGCUAAGGAGGAAACUUCGUCACUGUGCUUUCUUACGGUUUAAGCCUCUUUGGGUGUUAAUUUGUACAUUUGGAAUCUGGUCUUAUAUUACAAUUCACCAGAAACCAAGCUACCAAGAUUAUGAGCAUUUGGAAUUGACUAGUGAGCAUCCUAAUACAGUAAACUGUUCCAAGAUACUAGAGGGUGACAAAGAGGAAAUUGAAAAAGUAAAGCUUGAACUGUUAAAAGUGUCCUUUAGGAGAACCCCCAAAAUGACUCCAAAUGACUAUAUCAACAUGACAGUUGAUUGUGCCUCCUUUAUUAAGAAGCGGAAAUAUAUUAUGGAACCUCUCAGCCAAGAAGAAGCAGAAUUUCCCAUUGCGUAUUCAAUAGUGGCUUAUCAUAAAAUUAAUAUGCUUGAGGGACUUCUGAGAACCAUAUACGCUCCUCAAAAUUAUUACUGCAUUCAUGUUGACAAGAAGUCCCCGGAGUCUUUCUUGGCAGCGGUAAAAAGCAUUGCAUCAUGUUUUCCCAAUGUCUUCGUUGCCAGCCAGUUGGAAAGUGUAGUGUAUGCCUCAUGGAGCCGGGUACAAGCUGACCUCAACUGCAUGAAGGACCUCUACAGAAGGAAUGUGAGCUGGAAGUACUUGAUCAAUCUCUGUGGCAUGGAUUUCCCAAUCAAGACCAAUCAAGAGAUUGUGGAGAAGUUGAAAGCCCUCAAUGGUGAAAAUAGUUUAGAAACGGAAAAAAUGCCUUCAAACAAAGAGGUGAGGUGGAAGAAACAUUAUGAAGUAGUUGAUGGCAAGGUAAAAAAAAUGGGGAUAGACAAACAGCAUCCACCUUUCAACAUACCCAUUUUCUCUGGAAGUGCCUAUUUUGUUGUUAAUAGGAAAUUUGUGGAAUAUGUAUUAGAGAACAGCAAAAUCCUUGCUUUUAUAGAAUGGGCUAAAGACACUUACAGUCCUGAUGAAUACUUAUGGGCUACAAUCCAGCGAAUCCCUGAAGUUCCUGGUGCAGUCUCUGCCAGUGACAAAUACGAUGUUUCCGAUAUGAAUGCCGUUGCCCGGUUUGUGAAGUGGGAUUACUUUGAGGGGGAUGUAUCCAAGGGUGCUCCUUACCCACCUUGCAAUGGAGUUCAUGUCCGUUCUGUAUGUGUCUUUGGAGUCGGAGACUUGAGCUGGAUGUUACAGAAACAUCAUUUUUUUGCCAACAAGUUUGAUACUGAUGUUGAUCCUUUUGCAAUUCAAUGUCUGGAAGAGCAUUUACGAGACAAAGUGCUACAACAACGCAGACAUUAACAUGCAGUGUUCUUUUUAUGGUACAUGUCUUUCUCAUUUGAUUAAAUUGGCAGAAAAGAGAUGGAAAAUACAAUACCCCUUUUUUGUUUUUAAACAAAGCUUGUAGGGUGAUUAUCUAGCUGAUUGUAUCCCCUGAGCUUUCUUAAUUGUUUUUUUUUUCUAAAAUAGUUCUAUUACAAAAAUUCUCUUGCAAAAGUCCACAGGAUUUUAGGCAUGAAACAAGAUCCUCCAGUUUACAACUGAAAGACUUACACUCUGUUCAUCUCUCCUCUGUAUCUUUUAAAGAAUUCUGUUAGAAAUCAAAUAAUCUUGAUCCUUAGUUGGUGUAGCCACUAAGACUACUUUCCUUAGUGGAAAAUGGACUAUUUUGAGAACUAAAAGUAGUCAUGGUGGAAAAGAUCUCAGAUUAAGGGAAAUUUAUGAGAUUAUGAAAUGGUAAUUUGAA